This is a messenger RNA of Sebastes umbrosus (honeycomb rockfish), 2948 nucleotides long. RefSeq names its product H(+)/Cl(-) exchange transporter 4. NCBI's taxonomy places the organism in Eukaryota, Metazoa, Chordata, Actinopteri, Perciformes, Sebastidae. The transcript has 11 exons. The record is from RefSeq and is a predicted model, not a curated record. Gene Ontology annotation, biological process: transmembrane transport; chloride transport. Bases 34 to 2298 code for a protein of 754 amino acids. Gene Ontology annotation, molecular function: voltage-gated chloride channel activity. Gene Ontology annotation, cellular component: early endosome; synaptic vesicle; membrane.
CCAGGAGUCACCAGCGCCACGCCCACAGAGGAGAUGAACGGAGCUGGAAACUUGAUGGACUUCCUGGACGAGCCUUUUCCUGACGUGGGCACGUAUGAAGACUUCCACACCAUCGACUGGCUGAGGGAGAAAUCCAGAGACACGGACCGCCACCGCAAGAUCACCAGUAAGAGUAAAGAGUCCAUGUGGGAGUUGAUCAAGAGCCUGCUGGACGCCUGGUCGGGAUGGGUGGUGAUGCUGCUCAUCGGACUCCUCUCAGGUACGCUGGCCGGAGUGAUCGACCUGGCGGUGGACUGGAUGACAGACCUGAAGGAGGGCGUGUGUCUGUCGGCCUUCUGGUACAGCCACGAGCAGUGCUGCUGGACGUCCAACGAGACCACCUUCGACGACCGAGACAAGUGUCCUCAGUGGCAGAAGUGGGCCGAGCUGAUGACGGGCCACGCUGAGGGAGCGGGAGCGUACGUGUUGAACUACUUCCUGUACGUUCUGUGGGCUCUGCUGUUUGCCUUCCUGGCGGUGUCGCUGGUGCGAGUGUUCGCUCCGUAUGCCUGCGGUUCAGGGAUCCCAGAGAUCAAGACGAUCCUCAGCGGCUUCAUCAUCCGGGGCUACCUGGGCAAAUGGACCCUGCUGAUCAAGACGGUCACCCUGGUUCUGGCGGUGUCGUCGGGGCUCAGCCUGGGUAAGGAGGGCCCUCUGGUCCACGUGGCCUGCUGCUGCGGAAACCUCUUCUGCAGUCUCUUCUCCAAGUACAGCAAGAACGAGGGCAAGCGGCGAGAGGUGUUGUCAGCUGCAGCAGCAGCUGGAGUGUCGGUGGCCUUUGGAGCGCCCAUCGGAGGAGUUCUGUUCAGCCUGGAAGAGGUCAGUUACUACUUCCCUCUGAAGACUCUGUGGCGUUCCUUCUUCGCCGCCCUGGUCGCCGCCUUCACACUGCGUUCCAUCAACCCGUUUGGCAACAGCCGCCUGGUGCUCUUCUACGUGGAGUACCACACGCCGUGGUACAUGGCCGAGCUGGUGCCAUUCAUCCUGCUAGGCGUGUUCGGCGGCCUGUGGGGGACCCUCUUCAUCAGGGCCAACAUCGCCUGGUGCCGGCGGAGGAAGACCACCCAGCUGGGGAAGUACCCGGUCCUGGAGGUCAUCGCUGUGACGGGUAUCACCGCCGUGCUGGCGUUCCCCAACCCGUAUACCCGCCGCAGCACCAGCGAGCUCAUCUCUGAGCUCUUCAACGACUGCGGCGCGCUGGAGUCGUCGCAGCUGUGUGAUUAUAUCAAUAACCCCAACAUGAGUCGGCCGGUGGACGACAUCCCAGACCGACCGGCGGGGCCCGGGGUCUACAACGCCCUGUGGCAGCUCGCCCUCGCUCUCGUCUUCAAGAUCGUCAUCACCAUCUUCACCUUCGGCAUGAAGAUCCCGUCGGGUCUCUUCAUUCCCAGCAUGGCGGUUGGAGCUAUCGCAGGACGGAUCGUGGGGAUCGCCGUGGAGCAGAUGGCGUACCACCACCACGACUGGAUCAUCUUCAAGAACUGGUGCCGGCCCGGCGCAGACUGCGUCACACCGGGACUCUACGCCAUGGUGGGAGCCGCCGCCUGUCUGGGCGGAGUGACCAGGAUGACCGUCUCCCUGGUGGUCAUCAUGUUCGAGCUCACCGGCGGUUUGGAGUACAUCGUCCCCCUGAUGGCCGCCGCCGUCACCAGCAAGUGGGUGGCGGACGCCUUCGGGAAGGAGGGCAUCUACGAGUCGCACAUCCAGCUCAACGGCUACCCCUACCUGGACGUCAGGGACGAGUUCACCCACCGCACCCUGGCCACCGACGUGAUGCGGCCCCGCAGGAACGACCCGCCUCUGGCCGUCCUCACCCAGGACACCACCACGGUGGAGGACGUGGAGACGCUGAUCAAAGACACAGACUAUAACGGCUUCCCGGUGGUCGUGUCCAGAGAGUCGGAGAGGCUCAUCGGCUUCGUUCAGCGCCGGGAUCUCACCCUCGCCAUCAAAAACGCCCGUCAGAAGCAGGACGGCGUGGUGAGCAGCUCGGUGGUCUACUUCACCGAGGACGCGCCGCAGCUGCCGGCCAGCAACCCGCAGCCGCUGAAGCUACGACGCAUCCUGAACCUCAGCCCCUUCACCGUCACCGACCACACGCCCAUGGAGACGGUGGUGGACAUCUUCCGCAAGCUGGGCCUCCGCCAGUGUCUCGUCACCAGGAGCGGGCGUCUCCUGGGCAUCAUCACCAAGAAGGACGUCCUGCGACACAUGGCUCAGAUGAUGAACCAGGAUCCAGAGUCCAUCAUGUUCAAUUAGAAGGACGAGCUGGACUCCAGCGGCCGACGGUGUAAAUAGGUGAAACCGGUGCGACGCUACUGUAACUGCAACCUGUGAAACGACCCCUCCCACCUCCUGACAGGCAAGUCCCAACCCCGCUGUAGUGACCACAGCACUGCUCCACCCACCUGUUGUUAAUGUAACAGAGAGAUUUUAACAUUUCAAACCCUCAGAGGAUCAUCAGAGCUUCUUUUUCUUUACCAUCAUCAUCUGAAAACACACGAGCUGUCACAUGUUGCCAACAGCGCUGAGAGCUGGAUGUUCAGAGUGCCUGCUUCUCCGGUCUCAACACUCGUUCAACUCUUCUAGUUCAAGUUUAGAAAGCCACGCUGACACUGAGGGCACUAUUUGCAACGUGAAGUUCUAACGCCUUGUUUCCACACUCUUUACGGAUGGAUAGAAACAUCACCGCAGAUAUGGGAAAGAAGUUCCUACUCGGUCUGUCAAAGUUAACGUGAUAAUAACGCAAAAUGCCUUUUAACGUCCCUAAUAUCUUUAACACAACCUGUGAUUUUUAGGUUGUCGCGGGCUCAGUUUUAAAGCUAUGAAACUAGAAAAACGAAUGAAUCCAUCAGUACCAACCAUGUCAGACUAGCUUGUCAUGAAGGAGGUUAAAUAACGCUCCAAAC